AUACAGCCCACGCUUGAUGGAAAAAAUUCUUCAGAUGGCUGAAGGUAUUGACAUUGGGGAGAUGCCAUCAUAUGAUUUGAUGCUGCCCAAACCUUCCAAAGGCCAAAAACGCUACCUUUCAGCCUACGAUGGUCAAAAUCCUCCUAAAAAGCAAGCUGGUUCCAAAUUCCAUGUGAGACCUCGUUUUGAGCCUGUACAUUUUGUAGCUAGUAGUUCAAAAGCUGAAAGACAGGAAGAUCCUUAUGGCCCUCAAACAAAAGAGGUAAAUGGACGAACACAUUUUGUCAGCAUGCCAAGAAACUUCUACCAAGAUUAUACUCAAGACUCUUUCAAUAUACAAGAUGGGAAUUCUCAGUAUUGUAAUUCAUCAGGAUUUAUUUUCACAAAAGCGCAGCCUAUAACAACCAACAUGUAUUUUGACAGUGGGAACCCUGCCCCAAGCAGCACAUCCCAACAGGCAAACUGUCAGCCACCUGCAGAGCCUUCUCCUUCACAGAUGUUUCCUGAGUCGGUGGUUGCUGAGAAACAGUAUUUUAUUGAAAAGUUAACAGCAACUAUCUGGAAGAACCUUUCUAAUCCAGAGAUGACUUCUGGAUCUGAUAAAAUUAAUUAUACCUACAUGCUGACUCGUUGUAUUCAGGCAUGUAAGACAAAUCCUGAGUACAUAUAUGCUCCUUUAAAAGAAAUUCCUCCUGCUGAUAUCCCCAAAAAUAAAAAACUUCUCACAGAUGGUUAUGCUUGUGAAGUUAGAUGCCAAAAUAUCUAUCUAACUACUGGUUAUGCAGGGAGCAAGAACGGGUCCAGGGAUCGAGCUACUGAGCUAGCCAUAAAACUCUUACAGAAGCGGAUUGAGGUUAGAGUUGUCCGGCGGAAAUUCAAGCACAUAAUUGGAGAGGACCUUGUAGUAUGUCAGAUUGGUAUGCUUUCAUAUGAAUUUCCCCCAGCUCUGAAGCCACCAGAAGACCUCGUAGUACUGGGAAAGGAUGCUUCAGGGCAGCCUAUUUUUAAUAGUUCUGCCAAACACUGGACCAAUUUUGUCAUUACUGAAAAUGCAAAUGAUUCAAUUGGCAUCCUUAACAAUUCUGCCUCAUUCAACAAAAUGUCAAUUGAGUACAAGUACGAGAUGAUGCCAAAUCGUACAUGGCGGUGUCGAGUAUUCCUACAAGAUCACUGCUUAGCUGAAGGUUUUGGAACCAAGAAAACAAGCAAACAUGCAGCUGCUGACGAGGCUUUGAAGGUUCUUCAAAAAACACAACCCACCUACCCAUCUGUCAAAAGUUCCCAGGGCAACUCAGGCUCUUCACCUAGAGGAUCUGGAAAGAAGAAAGAUAUAAAAGAUCUUGUAGUUUACGAGAAUUCUUCCAAUCCUGUGUGUACAUUGAAUGAUACAGCUCAGUUCAACCGAAUGACAGUUGAAUACGUCUAUGAAAGGAUGACAGGACUCCGCUGGAAAUGCAAGGUGAUUCUAGAAAGCGAAGUCAUUGCAGAAGCAGUUGGGGUGAAGAAAAGUGUCAAAUAUGAAGCUGCUGGAGAAGCCGUGAAAACCCUCAAAAAGACCCAGCCAACUGUCAUUAACAACCUGAAGAAAGGGACUGUUGAAGAUGUGAUUUCAAGAAAUGAAAUUCAGGGUCGCUCAGCAGAAGAAGCUUACAAACAGAAAAUCAAAGAAGAUAACAUAGGAAAUCAACUGCUGAGAAAGAUGGGUUGGACAGGUGGUGGUUUAGGUAAAUCUGGUGAGGGCAUACGGGAGCCUAUCUCAGUCAAAGAGCAGCAUAAACGAGAAGGACUUGGACUAGAUGUAGAGAGGGUCAAUAAAAUUGCUAAGAGAGAUAUAGAACAGAUCAUCAGAAACUAUGCCCGCUCUGAGAGCCACUCAGAUUUGACCUUCUCCACAGAGCUGACCAAUGAUGAGCGGAAGCAAAUACAUCAGAUUGCUCAGAAGUAUGGCCUGAAGAGUAAGUCUCAUGGGGUGGGCCAUGAUAGGUACCUGGUGGUGGGUAGAAAACGGCGGAAGGAAGACCUACUAGAUCAACUCAAACAGGAAGGACAAGUGGGACAUUAUGAGCUUGUCAUGCCCCAAGCAAAUUAAGAGUUUACUAAGUUAUCUUGUAAAUGCCACGUGAGGCAGAUCUACAAAUAAAAAAAAAAGCUACAUACUCUGGUUGAAGAGUAUUCAUUCUUAAGAUGUUUCACCUUAUUCAUUUCAUAUAGUGCUUUAUUAGGUAUUGGAGCCUGGAGAAUUCUGUCCACUUGUAUUAACUUAACCCAGCAGAUGAAUUGUGCAGUUACUGUUUGUGUCUUUCAUAAUGCUCUGUACCUCAGAUUUUAGUAGUUUGUAUAAGCAAAAACACCCAUCUAAGUGCAAUUUCAUCCUGAGGAAAAUAAUUCACAUUAUAAAGGGCAUAGCACAGCAAUCUGCGACAAUAUAUAAAGUCAAUGCUGACUCUUAAUUAAAUUACAGCUAAUUCCAGAUUUACUUCAAAUGUCAGGUCAUUUUGUAUUACCAAUUUUCAUCUUUGUGUGAAGCCAGUUAUAGAACAUUUAACAAUAAAUUGUGCUGUACAUGUAAAUUCCUUACCAACUAAAUGAUGUAAAACUUUCUUAAAAGUAAUUUUAGCGUGUGUUUAUUUAUAACUUCUACCCUGUAAUUUCCAGGAUAUUAGAAGUGAUUUACUGUAUCUUGUGAUAUAUGACUUUUAACAAAUCCUAGUCUUCAUGCUGAGAGAGCAUUACUUGAGAGAGAUGUCAAAAAGUUCCCAAAAAGCCUUGAUUCAAUCAGAAGAAAGGAAGCUUGAACUGUUUGUUCUUGGUGCCUUGCAGAGAGACUCAGAGCAACUCUCCAUUGUAGCUUUCACACAGUCUGUGCACCACAUCCAAGGCAACCACAGCUGUGGUAGAGCCUGGUAAAAGACUGAAGAUACAUUGGUGCUUUGAUGAAAAGGUUAGUUGGCUGGUCCCUCUCUCAGAAAGCUUAUUGCUCCCCAAAGCCAACUUUGUAACAUACUUAAAACUGCUAUUUUCACUUAUUUCUGGAAUGUAAAAAUGUAUAAAAAUAAGAGUUAGUGUAUGCUUCCUGAAUAAAAAGGAGCCAAAGUUGAUGAAAAUGGUGGUGUGCUUCUUUCUGGAGAGCAGCCUAGUAGCAACACUUUGGAUCUUUGGACAAAGGAAGUGAUGGUUGUACAAAAUAUUUCAGAGCACACAUGGAUAAAUGUAAUGAUUUAGCAACUGUCACUCAUCACGUUUUUGUUUGUGUGGUUUUUCUCUUGUACGCCAGCAUUCUGGCUUAUCAAAUCUUUGGUUGUUUACUUUUAUCUGAUUUUAUUGUAUCUCAGAUAAGUAAAACCUAGCAAUAGGACAGAUGAAUAUUAAUAUUGAUAGUUAAACAACUCCAGAGAAAUGAUGGUAAGGACUCAUAGGUUGUUUGCAGUGUCCUUUAAAAGAUUUAUUUUUUAUAAUGUGUCUGGAGGGGUUAUAUGCAUGAGUGCAUAUGCCUAUGGAGGCCAGAGGUGUCAGAUGGAGCUGGCAAUACAGGCACUUGUGAGCCUCCUGACAUGGGUGCUAGGGACUAAACUCUGGUCCUCUGGAACAGCAGUAUGUGCUCUUAACUGCUAAACCAGCUCUCUUCAGUCUCCACUUGCAGGGUCCAUGUUUGGCUUGUAACUGGCCCACAAUAUAUAGUAAAUUCCUUUUGGCCUCCCUACUACCUUUUUCUAUUUUAUGCUAAGAAGUUAGGGUAAAAUGUAUAUAUAAAAAUACAGAUUAGCUUUUAUACAUGGACCUCUUAACUUCCAUGCACCUGUGUUGGCUAGCACAGUACAGCUUUCCACUCUUUUUCCAUACCAUAGUGUAUAUACUUUAUUAGUUUGAGUCAAAGAGAUGUACAUUUUAUUUUGGUGUGUAAUAUUUUAGCAAAACCAGAGAACUAGGAUAGAACCUUCAUAGCUUUUAUGAUAACUAUUUUUUUACCUGCAAAAUUCACUCUCAUCUGGGAAAGUUGUGGUACGGGUAGUUAGAACACUGUCUUUGGUUCUCUGGGUGACCAGAGAUGGUUUUUAGAGAUUGCAAGUUGCAAAUACUUGGUUUGCUUCUGUCUUUACAUGUCUUCCAAAAUGAUUUUUGUUGGUUUUUUGGUUUUUGUUUUGGAGGAAAAUCAGAAGUCAGAUUUGUUCAUAAAAAGCCUAAUGGAACAGAUUAGUUACAGUUAAGGCUCUGUGAUAAUUGGGUAAAGAAUAUAGGAAUUGGGUUCCUGAUUUUGGUGAGCCAGAUAACUUAGUAGAGCAGCUUUAGGAUUAGUAUGGAAAUAAGGCAGAGUCACUAACUGCCUGAGAAUAAUGUGGAGAAAUCAGAUUGACAGGAAUGAGCUGCUGACAACCUUGCUGUUCCAUUUUCCAGUUUUCCCUUUAUUUGACCUUGAAUUUUCCUUUUCUUAGAAAUAGAAGUCAGUUUUAGCCCAGAACUUUGCUAUAAAACCGAACAGAAUAUGAGUGCUUCCAAUCGAAUAUGAUAAGCUGGAAACUGUAGAUACAUAUGUGCUUGUGAUUACAGAGCCAUUUUUUAACACACACCUCCCACCCUUGAUUGCAAAAGUGAAUGGAAAUAUCAUACAUUCCAUUGGGGUGCUUUUUUUCUUUACUAGUAGUAUUCAAUAUGUUUACUUUGCUAUGAGUAAUCCUUGAAGUGGGUCCUAAAUAAAGGACUCUAAUUACAACUUUGGUUCUUCUGCAUAUCCCCAUCCUCAAAUAAGCAGGUGCAGAAUUGAAAAUUUGGAUCUCAAAAGGCACCUUGCAAAUCUGCUUUAAUGUUCUUGUGAUUACUUGCAGACAAGGCAGGCUGUGUUAAAAAUUGUAAAGAAAAAAAGAGUAACUUGUAUGAAAUGUUCUACUGAGAGAGUCUAGGUAGCUGUGGCUAUGUCUAUGUCAGCUUCAAUUGUUAAGUUUGUAAAAGGAUUGUCCCAUGAGAAAUUGGAAAUGGUGUUUCUCAGGAAGUGUACAAAAUAAAAUGUUACUAAAUCAG
Molecule: messenger RNA, 5013 nt
Organism: Cricetulus griseus (Chinese hamster)
Lineage: Eukaryota; Metazoa; Chordata; Mammalia; Rodentia; Cricetidae
Source: RefSeq, a predicted model, not a curated record